AUGCACUCAAUUAUGGCAACAUACUCAGAAACAAAUUUCAACACCAAACAUUACGACGAAUCCAGGCCCAAUUACCCUGACCUGUUCUACUCUACCUUGAUGCAGUACCACUCAGAAGGAGGAACUGGAACCCAAUUGGCAAUUGAUAUUGGGUGUGGGUCAGGGUUUGUCGCCUUCAAGUUGACGCAAUACUUUGACAAAGUCAUUGGAACAGAUAUUUCGCAAACUAUGAUCGACUCGUGUUGCAACAACCCAUUGGCUGCAAAUAAACCGAUCAACUUUUUCCGUGCUCCAGCUGAAAAGUUUCCUUCUGUGGUAGAAGAGGACUCGGUUGAUUUGGUUACGGGUGCCGAAUGCUGUCAUUGGGUUAAUCAUGAAAAAUUUUUCAACGAAACUGCUCGAAUUCUCAAACCCAAUGGAACCUUGGCUUACUGGUUUUACGGAGACCCAGUCUUUAUGGACAGUGAGCGAGCAAACGAGAUUUAUAUGAACUACUGCUACAACUCCUCGCAAGAAAUGUACCCUGGCGAACCAUUUGAGCGGUAUAUGGGACCUUACUAUGAGCAGCCAGGACACGAAUAUUUCAGAAUUUUGUUGAAUAACGUUCAAGUUCCUUCCGACAAGUUCCAUAGUGUUGUGCGCAACGAGUACAGGCCCGACAGAGACGGAGAAAACACCGGAUUGACGUCGUUAAAAAUAGAAAAAAUUUGGACCCUUGACAUGUUUCGCAAUUAUGUCAAAUCAUGGAGUGCAUACCAUGCAUGGAUGAAAGAUCACGGAACAAAAUACGACAUUGCCGAUGCGUUUAUUGACGAGCUCAAGGCCGAAUGUGGGUGGGAAAACGACACGGAAUUGCGUCUUGUGUUUCCAACAGUUUAUACGUUUGCGAGGAAAGGUUGCAAGGUGCGGCGCGAAUGCGGCGCGCAGUGA
Meyerozyma guilliermondii ATCC 6260 is the source of this 930-nucleotide messenger RNA. RefSeq lists its product as uncharacterized. The record is from RefSeq and is a predicted model, not a curated record. The transcript has a single exon. Lineage: Eukaryota; Fungi; Ascomycota; Pichiomycetes; Serinales; Debaryomycetaceae. The coding region runs from base 1 to 930 and encodes 309 amino acids. Gene Ontology annotation, molecular function: S-adenosylmethionine-dependent methyltransferase activity.